AUGCCUUGCGCGCCCACGGGCACGCCGCUGGCUCCCGCCGCGUCUGUCUCACAUUUCGGCGCUUCUGACACGCGAGGGUGCAUCGAGCCACAGUCGACCCGGUGGCUGCGCUGGCGGCCGACGGACGCGGCACGGCUUGCGCGCAGCGAGGGGCUGAUGCUGGAGGGCCUGCGGUACCACCAGGAGUUUGUGGCGGGACUCAACACGAUAUCCAAUGUAGAGUUCAGGAGGGGCGCCGCUGCUGGUGGCGGGGGGCGGGAUGUCAUGGUUCUGCUUCAUGGCUUUGCUGGCGGGCUGGCGUGUUGGGCGCAGAAUUGGGAAUUCUUUUCAGCACACUACGAGUUGUACGCCAUCGACCUGCCUGGGUUUGGGAGAAGUGAGCGGCCGUGUGUGAAGGUGGACUCGCUGGAGGGCUCGAUGGGGUUUAUCUGCGGCUACAUGGAGCGCUGGUUCUGCGAGAUGAGCUUCGGGCGUCCCGUCAUUCUGCUGGGCCACUCCUUCGGUGGGUUCGUGGCGGCACAUUACGCCAUGCGCCACGGGCCGAGCCGUGUGAAGGUGUUGGCGCUUGCCGAACCGUGGGGCGUGAACGACGCCGACCCCGGGCGCAUAGAGCGUGCACCCGUGCACUACCGGCUUGCGUUGAAAGUCUUCUACGCGGCCAAACCCUUGUCGCUGCUUCGCGCCGUGGGGCCUGCGGGGCCGACGUUUUUCAGACUUGUGCGUCCUGACUUUGCGAACCGGUGGCGGGGCUUCUUGGCGAACCCGCAGGUCUUUUACGACUACACGUACCACUGCAAUGCGCAGCUCCCCCCGCUUGGGGAGACGCUUUUCAAGGCGUGCUGCCACGCCGACGUUGCCGCCAAGACGCCUCUUGCGGCGGUGCUGCCGAAGGGUUUGUCGCGGGCGAUCCCGUUGGUGGUGGUGUACGGCAGCCACACGUGGCUCAAUGCCGAGUGCGGUUUUACGAUGGUGGACAAGAUGGCUGCGGGCGGGCACCAGGCGAGGGCGGACACAGUCAUGAACGCCGGGCAUCAGGUCUUCACCGACAAUGUCGAUGCGUUUCAUGAGAAGAUGUUGCAGCUGAUACGUGAUGUGUUGCGUGCGGGAGAGCCUCCCAGCCACCAUGAUGCCCGCUGCAAUGGCACUGCGUUGCCUCGCGUGAGUUGCGGUUUCGAGCAGAGGGGUCACGUGGGGGGUGCCGUGCAGGACGAAGGGGGCAACACGGCAAGCCACGGCGGGGCGUGA
Molecule: messenger RNA, 1245 nt
Organism: Trypanosoma rangeli
Lineage: Eukaryota; Euglenozoa; Kinetoplastea; Trypanosomatida; Trypanosomatidae
Product: putative monoglyceride lipase
Exons: 1
Coding region: 1-1245 (414 amino acids)
Source: RefSeq, a predicted model, not a curated record